AUGCCCGUUAAUGGGCGUGGUUGGGUUCAAUCUAGCUCUUCUUCUGGAUUUGAGGAGACUUGGAAGCAACCUUCAGAGGGGUGGUGGAAAAUUAAUUUAGAUGGUGCAUCUAAAGGUAAUCCUAGACCUUCUGGAGUGCGAUUCAUUGUCCGAGAUUGGAAAGGGGAUGUGGUAGCUUUGGAUGCUCAAAAACUCAACCCAGGAACAAAUAAUAUUGUUGAAGCCUCAGUUGCUUUGAUUGCAAUUAGAUUUUGUAGGAAGAUUGGUGUUAUAAAAUUGCACUUGGAGGGGGAUUCCCUAAUCAUUAUCCAGACUAUAAUGAAGGGUACAAUUAAGGCAUGGCAUCUACAGAAUUCAAUCCUAAGUAUUGUGGAAGAGUUAAACAACUUUGAAGAUUUCCGGGUAAGUCAUAUUAGAAGGACGGGAAAUGUGGAGGCGGACAUUCUUUCUAAGUGGGCCUUAACCUUUAAUGAGAUAGGCGAAUUGAGAUUCGAGGACCUACGACACAUAAAUAUUGAGUUUUAA
Cryptomeria japonica (Japanese cedar) is the source of this 525-nucleotide messenger RNA. RefSeq lists its product as uncharacterized. Bases 1 to 525 code for a protein of 174 amino acids. NCBI's taxonomy places the organism in Eukaryota, Viridiplantae, Streptophyta, Pinopsida, Cupressales, Cupressaceae. The record is from RefSeq and is a predicted model, not a curated record. Gene Ontology annotation, molecular function: nucleic acid binding; RNA-DNA hybrid ribonuclease activity. The transcript has a single exon.